AUGAUCAAGAAGCCAAAAUAUUACCUUAAUAGCGCCUCUUUUAUUAAUGACAAUGCAAUGAUUUUCAUUUUCCAUUAUUUUACUCUUUACAUUUUUAAUUUCCUGAACAUUGAAUUAUUUUUCCUGUCCUAUGUCAUUCCAUUUUUAAUUACUGCUAUUUUUUCUCUCUUAUUUUUUUUCUGUCCACACUUUUUUCAUUUAUUCGCACUUGUUCAAUUACCGUAUUCUCUUUCUAAUUGUAAUUCGCUCAUAACUUUUCUCCCCUUUCUUCUUGAUUUCAUUUAUUUGCAUAUUUCUCGUUCGUCUCCUCCCAUUGCUUCAAUCUUAUUUCUUCCUUAUUUUCCUUCGUGUAUUCAUUAUUUUUUUUUCGUUGUACCUUCCUUCUCCCCUUUUUUCAUUGGCUUUAUUUAUUUUCUCUUUUUCUUUCAGUUUUCUCAUUCCUCAUUUUUUUUCUUUUCGCGUACUUUUUAUUCCUUCCUCUGCUCCUUUCUGAUAUCAUCCCUAUGUCUAAUUUUCUGUUCUUUUACCUGUUAUGUCCUUCUUUCACCUUACCUUUCUUUUCCUAUUUAUAGAGAUCGGCUGCUUCGUGGCGUGAAAAUAGGCGAAAUAUAUUCUGUCUUUUCGCUAUCUAUCUAUCUAUCUAUCUAUCUAUCUAUCUAUCUAUCUAUCUAUCUAUCUAAUUCUUUUAUUCAUAUCUAUCUAUCUAUCUAUCUAUCUAUCUAUCUAUCUAUCUAUCACAGCCUGUUUAUAUCUAUAAAUCUAUCUGUUGUUUUUUUAAUAUUACGCACAACACGCGUAUGCACUUGCAUACACACAUAUACAUAUAUUUCUUUUAAAAACCGAUUAUUCCAUCUAUCUAUCUAUCUAUCUAUCUAUCUAUCUAUCUAUCUAUCUAUCUAUCUAUCUAUUUGUUCAUUAUCCCCUUUUCUACACUACGAUCCUUUCUUUCUUUCUUUCUUUCUUUCUUUCUUUCUUUCUUUCUUUCUUUCUUUCUUUCUUUCUUUCUUUUGCUUCCAAUUAUACUCUGCGUACUUCACGCAUUUUUCUAUCUAUCUAUCUAUCUAUCUAUCUAUCUAUCUAUCUAUCUAUCUAUCCUUUUCACUCUCUUUCUUUUCUUUCUUUCUUUCUUUCUUUCUUUUGCUUCCAAUUAUACUCUGCGUACUUCACACAUCUAUCUAUCUAUCUAUCUAUCUAUCUAUCUAUCUAUCUAUCUAUCUAUCCUUUUCACUAUCUUUCUUUCUUUUCUUUCGUGCUUUCUUUCUUUCUUUCUUUCUUUCUUUCUUUCUUUCUUUUGCUUCCAAUUAUACUCUGCGCAUUUCCCGCAUCUAUCUAUCUAUCUAUCUAUCUAUCUAUCUAUCUAUCUAUCUAUCUAUCUAUCUAUCUAUCCUUUUCACUCUCUUUCUUUCUUUCUUUCUUUCUUUCUUUCUUUCUUUCUUUCUUUCUUUCUUUCGCUUCCAAUUAUACUCUGCGUACUUCACGCAUUUUUCUAUCUAUCUAUCUAUCUAUCUAUCUAUCUAUCUAUCUAUCUAUCUAUCUAUCCUUUUCACUAUCUUUCUUUCUUUUCUUUCGUGCUUUCUUUCUUUCUUUCUUUCUUUCUUUUGCUUCCAAUUAUACUCUGCGCAUUUCCCGCAUCUAUCUAUCUAUCUAUCUAUCUAUCUAUCUAUCUAUCUAUCUAUCUAUCUAUCUAUCCUUUUCACUCUCUUUCUUUCUUUCUUUCUUUCUUUCUUUCUUUCUUUUCAUAUUCAAUUCCCUUUCUCUUUUACUUCCCACCCUUUCCAAGUGCUCUACCUUAUUUUCUUCUUUAUCCUUCUUUCUCCAUCUUUUCCUACUUUUUCUGCUUCUUUUUCCCGCUUUUUCUUUUUUCUUCUUCAACUUCCUCUUCUUCUACCCGCUCCGUCUCCGCUCUUCCGCUUCUUUUUCCUCGGCAUCUCUUUUCACUUCUUCUUCGACUUCCUCCUUAUUUUUUUCUGUCUUUUGCUUCAACUCAUCCCUUGCUCUCUUCACUACGCAUUCUUCCUUUUUCUUUACUUCCAUAUUCUUUCUUUCUUUCUUUCAAUUAUACCCUGCAUACUUUACGCAUUUUCUUUCUUUCUUUCUUUCUUUCUUUCUUUCAAUUAUACCCUGCAUACUUCACGCAUUUUCUUUCUUUCUUUCUUUCUUUCUUUCUUUCAAUUAUACCCUGCAUACUUUACGCAUUUUCUUUCUUUCUUUCUUUCUUUCUUUCUUUCUUUCUUUCUUUCAAUUAUACCCUGCAUACUUUACGCAUUUUCUUUCUUUCUUUCUUUCUUUCUUUCUUUCUUUCUUUCAAUUAUACCCUGCAUACUUCACGCAUUUUCUUUCUUUCUUUCUUUCUUUCUUUCUUUCAAUUAUACCCUGCAUACUUCACGCAUUUUCUUUCUUUCUUUCUUUCUUUCUUUCUUUCUUUCUUUCUUUCUUUCUUUCUUUCUUUCAAUUAUACCCUGCAUACUUGACGCAUUUCCUUCUUUCUAUCUUUCUUUCUUUCUUUCAUUCAUUCAUUCUUUCUUUCUUUUCUUUCUUUCUUUCUUUCUUUCUUUCUUUCUUUCAAUUAUACCCUGCAUACUUGACGCAUUUCCUUCUUUCUUUCUUUUAAUUAUACCCAGGAUACUUCAUACAUUUUUCUUUCUUUCUUUCAUUCUUUCUUUCUUUCUUUCUUUCUUCUUUCUUUCUUUCUUUCUUUCUUUUCAUAUUCAACUCCAUUUCUCUUCUUUCGCUUUUACUUCCCACCCUUUCUUUUUUCGUUUCUCUUCCUUUUAUAUUACUGUUUACCUAUUCGACCCCCCUUCCAUUUCUCCUUAUAAACAAAGCAAAUAUUCCAACAUGUUUUCCAAGCCGUUUGUUCCAUCAUGGACACUUCAUAUGUUUCUCUUGUUUUCAUCAGUAUUUUUCAAAAUUUCUCCAUUUCUUUUUCAUUUCGUUUUAUCUAUCUAUCUAUCUAUCUAUCUAUCUAUCUAUCUAUCUAUCUAUCUAUCUAUCUAUCUAUCUCAUUUGCAUUUUCUUUUAUCUAUCUAUCUAUCUAUCUAUCUAUCUAUCUAUCUAUCUAUCUAUCUAUCUAUCUAUCUAUCUCUUUUUCAUUUUGUUCUAUCUAUCUAUCUAUCUAUCUAUCUAUCUAUCUAUCUAUCUAUCUAUCUAUUUAUUUUUCAUUUUGUUCUAUCUAUCUAUCUAUCUAUCUAUCUAUCUAUCUAUCUAUCUAUCUAUCUCUUUUUCUUUUUCAUUUUGUUCUAUCUAUCUAUCUAUCUAUCUAUCUAUCUAUCUAUCUAUCUAUCUAUCUAUCUAUCUAUCCCAAUCUCUCUGCGCUCACCUUUCUUUCUUUCUUUCUUUCUUUCUUUCUUUCUUUUUUCUUUUUUUCUUUCUUUCUUUCUUUCUUUCUUUCUUAUGAAUUUACAAUUUUCUCAUCUAAAUCCGAUUCUGUUCAUAUCUAUCUAUCUAUCUAUCUAUCUAUCUAUCUAUCUAUCUAUCUAUCUAUCUAUCUUCUGUUCAAAAUUAUGUUCACUCUAUUCAUAUAUGUAA
Molecule: messenger RNA, 3528 nt
Organism: Acanthosepion pharaonis
Lineage: Eukaryota; Metazoa; Mollusca; Cephalopoda; Sepiida; Sepiidae
Source: the annotation of a GenBank genome assembly